AUGGCCAGUCAAUCCCAGGGCAUUCAGCAGCUCUUGCAAGCUGAGAAGCGAGCUGCUGAGAAGGUAGCGGAUGCCAGAAAGAGGAAGGCCCGGCGUCUGAAGCAGGCAAAGGAGGAAGCCCAGAUGGAGGUGGAGCAGUACCGCAGAGAGCGGGAGCAGGAAUUCCAGAGCAAGCAGCAAGCUGCCAUGGGCUCCCAGGGGAACCUGUCCGCUGAGGUGGAGCAGGCCACAAGGAGCCAAGUGCAGGGCAUGCAGGGUUGCCAGCAGAGAAACCGAGAGCGCGUCUUGGCCCAGCUUCUUGGCAUGGUCUGUGAAGUCAGGCCCCAAGUCCACCCCAACUACCGGAUUGCUGCCUAAGAUAACCCCAAGGCCUGACUCC
Messenger RNA from Chrysochloris asiatica (Cape golden mole), 379 nucleotides. It is a transcript of the gene ATP6V1G2, whose product is annotated as ATPase, H+ transporting, lysosomal 13kDa, V1 subunit G2. Lineage: Eukaryota; Metazoa; Chordata; Mammalia; Afrosoricida; Chrysochloridae. Gene Ontology annotation, cellular component: vacuolar proton-transporting V-type ATPase complex. Gene Ontology annotation, biological process: proton transmembrane transport. The transcript is spliced from 3 exons. The coding region runs from base 1 to 357 and encodes 118 amino acids. Gene Ontology annotation, molecular function: proton-transporting ATPase activity, rotational mechanism. The record is from RefSeq and is a predicted model, not a curated record.